AUGGCGGCUUCGAGUUCACGAGAAGGAGACGAUUACACGAUUAUGGAGAAAGAUCCUACAGGGCAAUACUCAAGGUACAACAUUUUCAUUGAUAAAGGCCAACAUAAUAAAGUAGUUUUCUUAGGAUAUGAUGAAAUUAAUGGCAUAGAAAUUGCUUGGAAAAAGAAAUUUAUUAGUGAUGAUUGUAUUCUUGGUUUGCUUCAAGAAGCUUCGUUGUUGAAGGAUGUAGACCAUGAAAAUGUACUCAAAUGCUACAAUUCUUGGGUUUGUCCACAAAAUAAAGAGAUAUUCAACAUAAUUACUGAACUUUAUUCUUGUAAUUUGAGGGAUUAUACCAAGAAACAUGAUAUUAUAGAAGGUGAUCCAUUGAUCAAGAAUUGGUGUAAACAGAUUCUAACAGGGCUUGAUUUGCUUCACAAUCAAUGCUAUCAGAUUGUUAUUCACAGUAGUCUGAAUUUGGAAGACAUAUGUGUUGUUGGGGACUCAGGAACUGUUAAGAUAGGGGAUGUGAAUUUCGCGGCGUUUCUUUUACCGGGGACUAAUGAUACUGAUGGAGCUGCUGAACUUGCACUGUCGUCUGAGGUGCACUGUUUUGGGGUGUGUGUGCUGCAGAUGCUGUAUGAUGAAACUGUUGAGAGGCCGUUACGAGAGUUGAACAGUGUAACAGACGGAGAGCUUCAGAGGUUCAUUCAGAGGUGUUUGGCCGAUGUAGGAAUUAGGCCUACAGUUACUGAUCUUCUGAAUGAUCCGUUUCUUGAACUGAGUACUGCAGGUUCUGCAGCAGCAUCAGUACCAUCUGUGAGUGUACCGCCUGCUGACACGAGUGAUCAGGGGUUUAGAGAACAAGAACGACCGCCUUUUAUUGCAGAGCUCAACGAAGAGUAUACGAAAUUUGCAUUAGUAGGAGAAAAGUUGGACAGUGAACUGAUGUCUGUGACAGUUAGGACUACUGAAGUUAAGAUUGAUGAUUUUGUGUUCUGUCUCGAAAUUGAUACACUUCAGGAAAUGAUGAAUGAAAUCAGAGAAGAAUCUGGCCUGUCAGACGAAGAAGCUGCAUUAAUUGGUGUGAGACUGGCAAUACUGGAAUUAUAUCACCCACCUAUUGUGGAUGAAGAAGUUGAUUUCGACUAUAGCACAGGUAGUGAAAAUCCUGAGGGUGAUGAUAUUGACGAUAACACAGGUAUUGAAAAUCCUGAAGGUGAUAUUGCUGAUAACACAGGUAUUGAAAAUCCUGAGGGUGAAAUCGCCGAUAACACAGCAAAUGCUGGGGGUGAAAUCAACGAUAACACAGCAAAUGCUGGGGGUGAAAUCAACGAUAACACAGCAAAUGCUGAUGGUGAAAUCGAGGAUAACACAGCAAAUGCUGAUGGUGAAAUCGAGGAUAACACAGGUAUUGUAAACCCUGAGGGUGAUAUCGCUGAUGACACAAGUAUUGCAGAUGCUGAGGGUGAUAUCAACGACAGAAACUCGUCUGCAUCAACUGAAAAUGCUCGACAGGUAGCUGAUGAAAUGGGUCUGGGAAAUCAGGAAAGUCUAUUAAGGUGA
This is a messenger RNA of Chenopodium quinoa (quinoa), 1545 nucleotides long. Its product is annotated as probable serine/threonine-protein kinase WNK6. Bases 1 to 1545 code for a protein of 514 amino acids. The transcript has a single exon. The record is from RefSeq and is a predicted model, not a curated record. Gene Ontology annotation, molecular function: protein serine/threonine kinase activity; ATP binding. Lineage: Eukaryota; Viridiplantae; Streptophyta; Magnoliopsida; Caryophyllales; Amaranthaceae. Gene Ontology annotation, cellular component: cytoplasm. Gene Ontology annotation, biological process: intracellular signal transduction; protein phosphorylation.